Messenger RNA from Passer montanus (Eurasian tree sparrow), 7659 nucleotides. It is a transcript of the gene SCN8A, whose product is annotated as sodium voltage-gated channel alpha subunit 8. The record is from RefSeq and is a predicted model, not a curated record. Gene Ontology annotation, biological process: neuronal action potential; sodium ion transmembrane transport; membrane depolarization during action potential. Gene Ontology annotation, molecular function: voltage-gated sodium channel activity; protein binding. The transcript has 27 exons. Gene Ontology annotation, cellular component: plasma membrane; voltage-gated sodium channel complex; axon. The coding region runs from base 248 to 6184 and encodes 1978 amino acids. NCBI's taxonomy places the organism in Eukaryota, Metazoa, Chordata, Aves, Passeriformes, Passeridae.
GGAGUCCAACCUUUAAUUACUCUGUGGUGCACCAAAUACAGGCAGUAAUGGACACGGGGGUGACGAUGAUGAUGGUGAUGGACCCGGGAUGACCUUGGUGGACACAGGGAUGAUGAUGAUGAUGGACACAUGGAUACUGAUGAUGGUGAUGGGCACGGGGAUGCUGAUGAUGGCGAUGGACAUAGGGAUGCAGAGCUGACCUGCCCGGGGUGCAACAUCUCUAAAGAAGCUGCUGCAGGAUGAAAAGAUGGCAGCGCGGCUGCUCGCACCACCAGGCCCCGAGAGUUUUAAACCCUUCACUCCGGAGUCGCUGGCCAACAUCGAGAAACACAUCGCGGAGCUGAAGAAGAAGCAGCGCUCCAAGCAGGACAGCAGCCACCGGGACGACGAUGAGGACAGCAAACCAAAACCAAACAGUGACCUCGAGGCGGGCAAGAAUUUGCCUUUCAUCUACGGGGACAUCCCUAAAGGGCUGGUUGCUGUGCCACUGGAGGACUUUGACCCUUAUUAUAUGACCCAGAAAACCUUUGUAGUACUAAACAGAGGGAAAACACUCUUCCGAUUUAGUGCCACACCUGCCUUGUACAUUUUAAGUCCUUUUAAUCUGUUUAGAAGAAUAGCUAUUAAAAUUUUGAUACAUUCAGUGUUUAGCAUGAUCAUCAUGUGCACUAUUCUGACCAACUGUGUGUUCAUGACUUUUAGUAACCCGCCGGAGUGGUCCAAGAAUGUGGAGUACACAUUCACCGGGAUUUAUACGUUUGAAUCACUGGUGAAAAUCAUUGCCAGAGGUUUCUGUAUAGAUGGCUUCACCUUCCUGAGGGAUCCCUGGAACUGGCUGGAUUUCAGUGUCAUCAUGAUGGCAUAUGUCACAGAGUUUGUGGACCUUGGGAAUGUCUCAGCAUUGAGAACUUUCAGAGUUCUCCGAGCUUUGAAAACUAUCUCUGUAAUUCCAGGCUUGAAGACCAUCGUGGGUGCCCUGAUCCAGUCAGUGAAGAAGCUGUCGGAUGUGAUGAUCCUGACAGUUUUCUGUCUCAGUGUCUUUGCCCUCAUUGGGCUCCAGCUGUUCAUGGGCAAUUUAAGGAACAAGUGUGUGAUUUGGCCAAUUAAUGUGAACGAGACCUUCCUGGAUAAUGGCUCCAGGGGCUUCGACUGGGAGGAAUACACCAACAAUAUGUCAAAUUUUUACAUCAUUCCUGGUGCCCCCGACCCUUUGCUCUGUGGUAACAGCUCAGAUGCAGGCCAAUGUCCAGAGGGGUACACGUGCAUGAAGGCAGGACGGAACCCCAACUACGGCUACACGAGCUUCGACACCUUCAGCUGGGCUUUCCUGGCUUUGUUUCGCCUUAUGACUCAGGACUUUUGGGAAAACUUGUAUCAAUUAACUUUACGAGCGGCAGGAAAAACCUACAUGAUCUUCUUUGUGCUGGUGAUCUUUGUGGGAUCCUUCUACCUGGUGAAUCUGAUUUUGGCUGUGGUGGCCAUGGCCUACGAGGAGCAGAACCAGGCAACCCUGGAGGAGGCAGAGCAGAAGGAGGCAGAAUUCAAGGCCAUGUUGGAACAGCUGAAAAAGCAGCAGGAAGAAGCACAGGCUGCUGCCAUGGUCACCUCGGCAGGGACGGUGUCUGAAGAUGCUGUGGAGGAUGAUGGUGGGGGGAGGAUGUCUCGGAGCUCCUCAGAGAUUUCCAAGCUCAGUUCCAAGAGUGCCAAGGAGCGUCGGAACAGGAGGAAGAAGAGGAAGGACAAGGAGCUGUCGGAAGGAGAUGAGAAGUGUGACAAUGAGAAGGUGUUCAAGUCAGAAUCUGAGGAUGGCAUGAGGAGGAAAGCGUUCAGGCUGCCAGAUAACAGGCUGGGAAGGAAGUUUUCCAUCAUGAACCAGUCUCUCCUCAGCAUCCCGGGCUCCCCUUUCCUGUCCCGCCACAACAGCAAGAGCAGCAUCUUCAGCUACAAGGGGCGCUUCCGCGACCCGGCCUCGGAGAACGAGUUCGCCGACGACGAGCACAGCACGGUGGAGGAGAGCGAGGGCAGGAGGGACUCGCUCUUCAUCCCCAUCCGCGGCCGCGACCGGCGCAGCAGCUACAGCGGCUACAGCGGCUACAGCCAGGGCAGCCGCUCCUCGCGCAUCUUCCCCACGCUGCGCCGCAGCAUCAAGAGGAACAGCACCGUGGACUGCAACGGCGUCGUGUCGCUCAUCGGGGGGCCGCCCUCCAGCAUGCCCGGGGGCCGCAUCCUGCCCGAGGGUACCACUGAAAUCGAAAUUAGGAAGAAGCCUGGUGGGUCUCUCUUGGUCUCAAUGGAUCAGGUGAACGCGUCCUAUGGAAGGAAGGAUCGGACCAACAGUGUCAUGACUGGGUUGACCAACACCCUUGUUGAGGAGCUGGAAGAGUCCCAGAGGAAGUGUCCUCCUUGCUGGUACAAAUUUGCCAAUACCUUCCUGAUCUGGGAAUGCCACCCAUACUGGAUGAAGCUGAAGGAGAUUGUGAACUUAAUUGUCAUGGAUCCUUUUGUUGACUUGGCCAUCACCAUCUGCAUCGUGCUGAACACGUUGUUCAUGGCCAUGGAGCACCACCCCAUGACCCCCGAGUUCGAGCACGUGCUCUCUGUAGGAAAUCUGGUUUUCACUGGGAUUUUCACAGCAGAAAUGUUCCUGAAGCUCAUUGCAAUGGAUCCAUACUAUUAUUUUCAAGAAGGCUGGAACAUCUUUGAUGGCUUUAUUGUCUCCCUGAGUUUAAUGGAGCUGAGUCUGGCAGAUGUGGAGGGACUUUCCGUGCUGCGAUCUUUCCGAUUGCUGAGAGUCUUCAAACUGGCCAAAUCCUGGCCCACUCUGAACAUGCUGAUAAAAAUCAUUGGUAACUCAGUGGGUGCCUUGGGGAAUUUGACCUUGGUGCUGGCCAUCAUCGUGUUCAUCUUCGCCGUGGUGGGAAUGCAGCUCUUUGGCAAAAGCUACAAGGAGUGUGUCUGCAAGAUCAAUCCCGAUUGUGAGCUACCCCGCUGGCACAUGCACGAUUUCUUCCACUCCUUCCUUAUUGUCUUCCGUGUGUUGUGUGGGGAGUGGAUUGAGACCAUGUGGGAUUGUAUGGAAGUGGCAGGACAGGCCAUGUGCUUGAUUGUCUUCAUGAUGGUCAUGGUCAUCGGAAAUUUAGUGGUGCUGAACCUGUUCUUGGCCUUGUUGCUGAGCUCCUUCAGCGCAGACAACCUGGCAGCCACGGACGACGACGGCGAGAUGAACAACCUGCAGAUCUCGGUGAUCCGCAUCAAGAAGGGCAUCGCCUGGACCAAGGCCAAGGUCAGGGAGUUCAUGCAGGCCCACUUCAAGCAGAGAGAGGCCGACGAGGUGAAACCCUUGGACGAGCUGUACGACAAGAAGGUGAACUGCAUCGCCAACCACACCGGGGCCGACAUCAACCGCGACAUCGAUUUCCUCAAGAACGGCAACGGCACCACCAGCGGCAUCGGGAGCAGCGUGGAGAAGUACAUCAUCGACGAGGACCACAUGUCCUUCAUCAACAACCCCAACCUCACCGUGCGCGUCCCCAUCGCCGUGGGGGAGUCCGACUUCGAGAACCUCAACACGGAGGAUUUCAGCAGCGACACGGAUCCCGAUGGCAGCAAAGAGAAACUCGACGAGAGCAGCUCCUCCGAGGGCAGCACCAUCGAUAUAAAGCCUGAGGUGGAGGAGGUGCCCGUGGAGGCACCAGAGGAGUACCUGGACCCAGAUGCGUGCUUCACUGAAGGCUGUAUGCAGCGCUGCAAGUGUUGUCAGGUCAAUAUUGAGGAGGGGCUGGGAAAGUCGUGGUGGACCUUGAGGAAAACUUGUUUCCUAAUUGUGGAGCACAAUUGGUUUGAGACUUUCAUCAUCUUUAUGAUCCUGCUGAGCAGUGGGGCUCUGGCUUUUGAGGAUAUUUACAUCGAGCAGAGGAAAACCAUCAGGACCAUCCUGGAGUAUGCAGACAAGGUCUUCACUUACAUUUUCAUCCUGGAGAUGCUGCUGAAGUGGUGUGCCUAUGGAUUUGUCAAGUUCUUCACCAACGCCUGGUGCUGGCUGGAUUUCCUCAUCGUGGCUGUCUCUUUAGUCAGCCUUAUAGCUAAUGCCCUGGGCUACUCGGAACUAGGUGCCAUAAAAUCCCUUAGGACACUAAGAGCCUUGAGGCCUUUAAGAGCGUUGUCCCGAUUUGAGGGGAUGAGGGUGGUUGUCAAUGCCUUGGUUGGCGCUAUCCCUUCCAUUAUGAAUGUCUUGUUGGUCUGCCUUAUCUUCUGGCUGAUUUUCAGCAUUAUGGGGGUUAACCUGUUUGCCGGGAAAUAUCAUUACUGCUUUAAUGAAACAGCUGAGCAUCGCUUUGAGAUAGAGGUUGUUAACAACAAGACAGACUGCGAGGCUCUGAUGCCACCCAACUCCACGGAGAUCCGAUGGAAGAAUGUGAAAAUUAACUUUGACAACGUUGGGGCAGGAUAUCUGGCUCUGCUGCAAGUCGCUACAUUCAAGGGCUGGAUGGACAUCAUGUAUGCAGCUGUAGAUUCCAGAAAGCAAGAAGAGCAGCCCAAGUACGAGGACAACAUUUACAUGUACAUUUAUUUUGUUAUCUUCAUCAUCUUUGGCUCCUUUUUCACCCUGAACUUGUUCAUUGGUGUCAUCAUCGACAACUUCAAUCAACAAAAGAAAAAGUUUGGAGGUCAAGAUAUUUUCAUGACAGAAGAACAAAAGAAGUACUACAAUGCCAUGAAAAAACUGGGCUCAAAGAAGCCUCAAAAACCCAUUCCCCGACCUCUGAACCGCAUCCAAGGAGCCGUCUUCGACUUCGUCACGCAGCAAGCCUUCGACAUCGUCAUCAUGAUGCUCAUCUGCCUCAACAUGGUGACCAUGAUGGUGGAGACCGACACCCAGAGCAAGCAGAUGGAGGACAUCCUUUACUGGAUCAACUUUGUGUUUGUCAUCUUUUUCACCUGUGAGUGCGUGCUGAAGAUGUUCGCCUUGAGGCACUACUAUUUCACCAUCGGGUGGAACAUCUUCGACUUCGUGGUCGUGAUUCUGUCCAUCGUGGGGAUGUUCCUGGCUGAAAUCAUCGAGAAGUACUUCGUGUCACCCACGCUGUUCCGAGUCAUCCGCCUGGCUCGCAUCGGCCGCAUCCUGCGAUUGAUCAAGGGAGCCAAAGGGAUCCGCACGCUGCUUUUUGCCUUAAUGAUGUCCCUGCCUGCCUUGUUCAACAUCGGCCUCCUGCUCUUCCUGGUCAUGUUCAUCUUCUCCAUCUUCGGCAUGUCCAACUUCGCCUACGUCAAGCACGAGGCCGGCAUAGAUGACAUGUUCAACUUUGAGACCUUUGGCAACAGCAUGAUCUGCUUGUUCCAGAUCACCACCUCGGCCGGCUGGGACGGGCUCCUGCUGCCCAUCCUGAACCGGCCCCCAGACUGUGACCUGGACAAGGAGCACCCGGGCAGCGGCUUCAAGGGGGACUGCGGCAACCCCUCGGUGGGGAUCUUCUUCUUUGUGAGCUACAUCAUCAUCUCCUUCCUGAUCGUGGUCAACAUGUACAUCGCCAUCAUCCUGGAGAACUUCAGCGUGGCCACGGAGGAGAGCGCGGACCCGCUCAGCGAGGACGACUUCGAGACCUUCUACGAGAUCUGGGAGAAGUUCGACCCCGACGCCACGCAGUUCAUCGAGUACAGCAAGCUGGCGGACUUCGCCGACGCCCUGGAGCAUCCCCUGCGCGUCCCCAAGCCCAACACCAUCGAACUCAUCGCCAUGGACCUGCCUAUGGUAAGUGGGGACAGGAUCCACUGCUUGGACAUCCUGUUUGCCUUCACCAAACGUGUGCUGGGGGACAGCGGGGAGCUGGAUAUCCUGAGACAGCAGAUGGAGGAGAGGUUUGUGGCUUCCAACCCUUCCAAAGUGUCUUAUGAGCCCAUCACCACCACGCUGCGGCGCAAGCAGGAGGAGGUGUCGGCCGUGGUGAUCCAGAGGGCUUACAGGGCUCGUUUGGCACGACGGGGCUUCAUCAGCCGAAGGCCUGCCGCCACCAAACUGGAAAACGGGGGAGCCAACAGGGAGAAAAAGGAGGGCACCCCAUCCACGGCCUCCCUGCCGUCCUACGACAGCGUCACCAAACCCGAGAAGGAGAAACAGCAGCGGGCGGAGGAGGGCAGGAGAGAAAAGGCAAAGAGACAAAAAGACGCCAGGGUGGCCAAGUCUUGAGACACACACACACACACACACACACACACACAGAGAGAGAGGAAAAAAAAAUUAACAAAAAACAAAAAAUAGUAGAAUUGUACGAAUUAAAAAAUUUGCAAGCGGAAAAAAAAAAAAAAAAAGAUUGUUUACAAACUUCCUGAAAUAUAUCAAUACAGAACAGCUGUGGAGACACUUACCUGAAGAUCUUAUACCAAACAUAGUCUGCUUACUGUGUGACAGCGUUGCAUCUAAAGCAGUGACCUACCACCUGUUUAAAGGACCCUGUAAACAAACAUUUAAACACAAAAAAAAAAGGAAAAAAAAAGGAUUUUCUAUUGUUUGGGCAGGUGGAUACUGCAUGUUCCACAUCAGUCAAUGCAACUUAGGACAAACAAGCAAAAUAAACCACACACACACAAACACACAGAGAAACAAAACCCGCUGCUGGGAUUCAUGUAUUUUCCAAAGCAGCCCCAAAUGGAUUUUAUUUUCCCAUUUUGUUGAUUAUUCUCAGAAGAAAACCCAGAAGUCACAGUGUCAAUGGGUUUGUUCAUGCAAAACUAGAUUUGCAUUUAGUUAAGCAGCAAAAUAAAAAUAAUUUUUAAAAAGAGGAAAAAAAUUGAAAAAAGAGUUAAAACAAGCAGAACAAAAAAAAAAAAGAAAAAAAUGCAACAAGGCACCCAUUAAGCCCACUGAGUUACCAUAGUUUAUUUGAGAUUUAUUAUUUGCAUUCUACUUUCUACAUGGGCUUGACUUGGUUUGGGAGAUGGGGUGGUCGGGUACCUGCAGCCUGGAGCCAGCUCGGGCUGAUCCCCCCCCAAAAAACAAAGUGCUCGUCAACGCCUAGAAGCGAAUUUUUUGCAGAUUUUUGCAGAUUUUUUGCAUGAUGGCAUGACCAGGGACCAUGCAUGAGGAACCACAACCAGGGGACACGCACUCACCUGUCCACAGAGGUGUGUUAAGCCAUAAAUUUGAGGCACUCCACUGAGUAUCUACCGCACACUGUAUUUUGGAGAGAAACCUUAGUGAUGCUCCUGCCCGCCACCAGUACUCCCAGCUCACAGAGAAUCUUCCAUAAACCUGCCAGUAGAAGAAAAAAAAAAAAAAAAACAACCAAAAAAAACCCCAACAAAACCUCAGUGUAACUCUAAAACCACAAAAAACCCCAACAGAACAAGCAGGUGAAUGAAUUGUGUGUGUCUGUUUAACAACUUCAACUUUCUUUUCCAUACAGCCAUGGUUUUUUUGCACACUGAAACAGAACAAAAUUCCAAAAUGCUGCUCUGGACCUCACCAAAAGGGGGAGGAUAAAUCUGGGAAUGGCUUGUUAUCCAUGUCACUGUAAAUCCAAAACCUAGGGCUUCAACCAGCCAGCAAGGUCAGUUGUAUCCUGCAAUAUUUAGCAUUAAUAUUAAUUAUCCUCCAGCCUCCAUCCUGCAGCGUGGACACUUCUUUUGGUAGAGAUAAAUGUUAAAAAAGAAAAAAAAAAAAAA